Molecule: messenger RNA, 2362 nt
Organism: Anguilla anguilla (European eel)
Lineage: Eukaryota; Metazoa; Chordata; Actinopteri; Anguilliformes; Anguillidae
Gene: mppe1
Product: metallophosphoesterase 1
Exons: 9
Coding region: 188-1372 (394 amino acids)
Biological process (GO): endoplasmic reticulum to Golgi vesicle-mediated transport; GPI anchor biosynthetic process
Cellular component (GO): endoplasmic reticulum-Golgi intermediate compartment
Molecular function (GO): phosphoric diester hydrolase activity
Source: RefSeq, a predicted model, not a curated record
UACCAUUUGAAUCUUUGAACUGGGAGACCAGCUUGAUAAUGUGGCUAUUCAUAAGACCUGCAUUUAGAACCAGAGGGAAAGAAAAAUCUUCUUGAACAAGCUCAAUUGAGCAGUUUCAUUUAUUAUUAUUUUUUUUUUACAUUUAUUUAUUUAUACUUAUCCAGGGCGAUUUACAGAGAAUUAAUGCAUGACAAAAAUCACCGUACAAAGUAGGCAGUAUACAUUUUAUUUUGCAGUCAUGGCAGUUUUGAAUGGCAGAAGGACAUUUGCAAUCUUGUUCGUUUUAACCGUCAGCUCCGUUUUCAUAUUUUGUGAGUAUUUGAUAUAUUUUCCCGUAAUUCUCCAGUGCUCUUGGCCAGAGACAAGACAUAUGGGACGCGGGAAGAAUGUCCAGACUCUUAACGCGUUAUUCCUGUCGGAUACUCACCUCCUUGGAGCAAUCAGCGGACACUGGUUCGAUAAACUCCGAAGGGAAUGGCAGAUGGAAAGGGCCUUUCAGACAGCGCUGUGGCUGCUGCGGCCAGAAGUGGUUUUCAUUUUAGGGGACAUCUUCGAUGAGGGCAAGUGCAGCUCAGCCAAGGACUGGGAGGAUGAUGUCCGGCGCUUCCAGCAGAUUUUCCGUCACCCCAACGACACAGAGCUGGUAGUCCUCACUGGAAACCAUGACAUUGGCUUCCAUUAUGAGAUGAAUUGGGAAAAGCUGCAGCGGUUCGAGAAGGUCUUCAAUGCCAACUCUGCCAGGAUCAUCACAAAGAAAGGAGUGAAUUUUCUGCUGGUGAACAGCGUGGCAAUGGAGGGGGACGGCUGCCCAAUCUGCCACGCUGUGGAGAAUGAGCUCUUCUGGCUCUCUGAAGCACUCAACUGUUCUAUGCAGUCGGAACUGAAGAAGGAGCACUGCUGUGACACGGCACAGUUUUCCUCCACACCACCCAUUAUCCUACAGCAUUACCCUCUCUACCGCACCAGUGACUCAAACUGCACGGGGCAGGAUGCUGCGCCUGCAGGAAAGCGCCAUCUGCAGUUCACAGAGCAGUAUGACGUGCUGUCUCAGGAGGCCACUCACAAGUUACUUUGGUGGUUCCAGCCCCGCCUUAUCCUAAGUGGCCACACCCACAGCGCAUGUGAAGUCAUCCAUGGGAACAAGUACCUUGAAGUCAGCGUCCCCUCCUUCAGCUGGCGAAACAGAAAUAAUCCCAGUUUCAUUCUGGGUACGUUCUCCUCGGCCGACUUCCUCCUGUCCAAGUGCUUCCUCCCCGAAGAGAGCAGCGUCAUAGCCAUCUACUGCGCCACAGGCAUGGCUGUGCCGCUCCUGGUCCUGCUUCACUUCUACCUGUUCAAGGGUUCGCCGCAGUUCACCAGCGCACUGGUCUGACCUCCCACGCCCAGCCUCCUCCACCAGAGAGACACACGUGCUGUAUUACUGCUUUAUAGUCAUAUGUGCUUGCAGGUGGGCCAAGGAAAAUCCCACCAACAGCAGAACCCCUAUUUUGCCCUAGAACACUUAAACAGAAUGCACUUUCCUACGAUUAGUCACUCAAGAGUGGAAUUUAGAAGUAACAGUAACAUUUUCUAUGAAGCUCAUAUCUAUACUGCAAUACAAGCAUCAGUACAGUAGAUGUGCGCUUCGUUCAUGCUACCAGAAUUUCAGACUUUAAAUCUUGUUUGUCCUUGUUUGUCCCUGCUGCUAAUAGAGCUAAUAUGCUAAUAGAUAAAAUAAACUUGGUUGUGCAGCUGAUGAAGGCACCUGAAGCUCGCUAGAGCCAGUUUGUAAUGACACAAAUUCAAGAAGAAAAGUCAGGCAAUAAAGUGAACUUGAAGCAAUACAGGCUAAUGGUACACUACAUUAGGGUGAGUUUCUGUCAUUACAAUUGUAAAUUAAGCAUUGAGGAACUGUGGGUGAUUAUCCACACACAUAUGUGCUGCUAAAGGUUUUUCAUGUUCUAAAAUGUACACCAGACCAUACUUUUGAGGACCUCUGCAUAAUUUUGUGCUUACAGCUGACGUUGAGAUAAUCCUAUCUGAUUGUACUCAGCCAUUUACAAAUGCCUUUGCAACUGCGGUUUCCGUGCAAUCAAGGGAAGUAUAAAUCUCUCAUUUAUUUGCAUCAUUCUACACACGUUCAUGUAUGUGUGUGUAUGUACACAGUCACCUUCCAUAGAUAUGCAUACAUGUAGGCACACAUAUAUAACUAUGUAUAAUUGUACAUAUAUAUUUAUAUACAUAAAUUUACAUGUACAUAUAUUUAUAUAGAUGUGCGCAUAUGUACUUUCCUGCGCGUACAUAAUGCAUCUGCAAGCACGAUCAUAUUAUGUACACAUGCGCGCGCACACACACACACCCUCUUUCUUACACUUCGCAAAUG